Molecule: messenger RNA, 3738 nt
Organism: Haliotis rufescens (red abalone)
Lineage: Eukaryota; Metazoa; Mollusca; Gastropoda; Lepetellida; Haliotidae
Product: transcription initiation factor TFIID subunit 3-like
Exons: 6
Coding region: 76-1041 (321 amino acids)
Source: RefSeq, a predicted model, not a curated record
AACACAUCAGUCGGGGUGAACUGGGGUGAUACGAGACUACGAGAGACAGAACGAGACUUGGCACAUGCCCUUGGUAUGAAUGAGCUCCGAAUACAAGGACUCCUGCACGAACGUUACAAGACACACUUUCUAGGACUGCUGCAUAAAAUAUUACGCCCGGCUCCAGGAACGCCAUGCAGCUAUCCUAACAAGCUCGCCUCGCGGCCAGUGAAGAGUGAAAUGCGCCAGCCCCUUAAGGAAAAACUACAAAAUGCAAUCAACAGGGCUCUGUUACCUGACAACGACCUGGGCGCGCUUAUUGUAGGUGGAAGAAGGAGAAACAGGAAGAAGAAACCAAAGCCUAAAAACAAUGUCAAGAACAAGAAGAAUGCGAAGAAGACAGAAGGGAAGAACAAGAGGCUGGGUCUACUCUCCACCAGGGAGGACAGCGGACACGAGUCCGAGCCGCUGAUCGAAGACGAGGCUGAGGACUGGAAGGAGAACCAGGAUUGGGAACAGGAAGCAGACGACAGAGAGAACAGCGAUCCAAAUAAGAUGCCGUUCAAUUUCUUGAAAAAGUCCAAGAAGGACAAGAAAGACAAGAAGGAUAAGAAGAAAGACAGUGAUGCCGCUGUCGAUGACGCCAAACCUGAAGACCAACAACCCAUCGUGGACGCUCCAGACGCCGACCAGACCACGCCUCCGCCGAAAGUAUUUAAAGAGGGCACUACAUUGGCCACGAUGGCGAGCUCGGUUCCCAAGAAACCGGAACCAGUUAAGGAUCAAGUCAAGGACGAAGAGUACCCGGAUGGGGGCUUUGUCCCUAGCAACCAUGUAGCAGCUGCCCCUAGCAACGACCCCAAGACCAGUCAACCAGCUGCACAGGAGAAAGAAAAUCCAGAGAAGCCAGCUGAUACGGACGAGACUGAGCUCAAGAAGCUAGAGAUCAAGGACGCACCUGUCAAGAGCGAGAACUCUCCACUCAUCAAUAAAAACGGAGAUGUGAAGGAGAGCAAGCUGCAGGAUUCGCAACCUGGCAUGCUCUGCUGCACCAUUCUGUAGCGAUGCCUAUAGGAACCGGAAAUGACGUAACGUCCUUGACCUUGUAGUCACUAAAAAAACUUUCGGCUGUUCCAAGAACAGUUGCUCUUGGUUUUCUAACUCUGAUACAGUUCUGUGGUGUGGUUUGCAUUAGAAAGAUCGUUGCAUGAGGUUACGUUUGAAACAAAAUAUGAAAAAAAAUAUUCUCGGGUGAGUUUGCAAGACCUUAUUAUGUGUUGUUUUCCGUGACUCGCAUGUUUAUAAACAAUAAAAAAAAUAUGCCCCAUAUACAUUCUAAAAAUGGUUUGCAUAAAUAUAUGGUAUGGGUUGAAACCUUAUUGAUUACGCACGUUCAUGUUAAUCGAUAUCGAUAUACAAGCAAUCAAAUGGUGACUUGAUUGAUCACUAUGUAUAAUAUAUAUAUAGCAAUGAAUAUAAUAUAUAAAACUUGAAUCUUAGCAUACGUUUAGAUACAUAUGAGUUUAUUCAGUCUAACGUUCGGAACUGAUAUUCGUUUAUCGCAAUAUCUAUCGACCACUGCGCGACAACUUCUAGGGAUCGUUUGGGAGUAGACAUCAUAUGAAAUACCUGCACAGUGAGGCACCGCCCACUUUCCUGGGCACCUGUUGCAUGUCAUGUGACAUAGCCUCGUUUUGACCUCGUCAUGCGAUGGUUGAGCGGUGCUGCAGCUGCUGCAGUUUCAUCCGGGCAUUUGUUGUCUUUGUUUGGAAUAUAAUAAUGAAAUCUACAUGUUAUAAUGACAUCUGCUAGCUGAUAGGCUGUUACACACGGGGAAAAUAUUGACAAUAUGAAGCGUCAGUCACGAGUGGCUAUUGUUCAAGAAAAUAUUAGAGCUGAUGGUGCGAUUUUGCUUUGCCAGUUCCUUCGUUAACAUGUCAACUUUUUUUGUAGCAUAUAUUUCUGCGAUGAUUAAAUCACGCACACUUGCUAUUAUUCAGGAAUAUUUAUAAAUCGACUUUUUAAACGAAUCGCCAGCUGUCAAAAUAUGUGGAAAACUUGUCAACGAUUUUGUCUUGUUACAGCUUCUCAAAUAGUGGAAAGGGGCUUAUUCAUACGUAUACUCAAUAGGGCCGCAGUGCAGGCACUGGGCUUGUAACGCAAACAUCGGCAGCUACAAGUUAUAUAUAUGACCACAACCAGUACCAGGAGUAUAUUACUGACACUGGUUGUAGCCGUAUAUUGUGCCGCUGCUAAUGUUUUCAUUCCAAGCCCGUGUGUGUAGGCACAUGUAAAAUAUAUUCGAAUAUCAACUGUUAUUUAUAUAUAAUGUAUGUCUGUUUAAUUUAUGUCUUUCACAUCUCCAGGCUUCCUGUUUGUUUUACACUUUUCUACCGUACAAUAUGUUUAUAUAUAGGCACGUAUAUAUUUGUCUAUCGUGAUCACACUGAAUAAGGAAAAAAGUGAUGCUAAUAUUUAGUGUACCAAAAAAGGUCCGGGGAAAAUUCAAGAUGGUGGCAUACGACAGAAAUACGAACAACUGCACUUACACUCACGUGAUCUUCAGACUUUCCGAUAACUAAGGUCAAGGUCAGAAUGCUAGGGUCAAGGUCAAACUGUACGUGCAGUGCAGUUAAAGUCGUUUAUGAUAUCAUUUAUAACAUCCUUUGUGAAAGUAGUGAAAUAAGGACUAACCAAUUCGUGAUGCUAUAUAAAUAGACUCCCUGGAUGCGCAUGUUUACAAAAUGACGCAAUAAUGAAUAAUCUCAACCGGACUGGUGCUAUAUUAUGUUGGCGUUGGCGGCUUUCACCAUAAUGUGCCUUAUUACAAUAUGUACCGGAGCAAAGUCUCCAAAUCCCAGUGUUCCAUGUGUGUGAUGUCUUCCUCUGUCACGUGAGAUCGGAAAUAAACGAGAUAAGCUUCUAUGAUCCAAAUAAAUUCUUAUUAUGCUCAUCAGAGCGUUAAUUUCAAUAUUUCGACGAGAAACUUUCAAUUUUAUUUUAUUCUAUUGUAUGUAUACCGUGAAAAAUGGACUUAAUACGCAUAUGCUGAUUCAUCUAUAGACGAGUUUAACAUUUUAGUUUAGGGAUUGUCUUGACAGACAUGUUUGGGGAGAACGUAAUUGCAUACCUAAUUCAGAAUAUACAUUUAACACAGUUAGAUAGUUAAUUGCAUUGGAAAGAAAUGUCAGAGUUGAGUUUUGGCUGAUUGCCGAAUGUUUACAAUGUUAUGUUUAAGACAAGAGCACGUCAGGAUUGUUUUGGAAAAUGCACGUCCAUCUGUUUUAUGUUACGAAACAUUAUCAAACUAAAAUUUCCUGCGUAGGGGCAGAAAAAGGGGGUGGAGGUUGGGGGUAUUGUUUUCAAAACUGUGGCAACUAGAAAUACCAGGCUGUGCAACUGUUCAAGGGAAAACAGUAAAGCAAAUUUAUGAGUAUGACCCAUAUUUGGAAGAAUAUAGCAAUAAGAAAUUUAAUUUAGUGUAUAUUUGUUUAUUUUCAUUUCUUUUAAUUUCUAAUUCCGCUGUUUAUAUCUGUUAACGUAAUUGAUAACUGCGCAUGUUGAUACAUGUCACCUCAUGUCAUCCUGUUGAACAAUAAUUGUUCGUUGUUUGUUUAGCCCUGUAUGGCUUUCCUGGCUGGGAGAGAGAUAUAUUGUUGAGAAAACUCACCCCGAGUCAGCGAUCUGUCUUCUGAGACAAAGUAAAUUACUCUCCGGGUUGUUUUGUUGUUCGUUGGUAAUAAACUCUUCUAAAAUACA